AUGGCAGGCAUCAAAGUUUUCGGACACGCUGCUUCAACUUCCACCAGGAGAGUCCUCAUCGCCCUCCACGAGAAAAACCUCGACUUUGAGCUAGUUCAUGUUGAGCUCAAAGACGGUGAACACAAGAAAGAGCCUUUCCUCUCUCGCAACCCUUUUGGUAAAGUUCCAGCCUUUGAAGAUGGAGACCUCAAGCUCUUCGAGUCAAGAGCUAUCACUCAAUACAUAGCUCACAGAUAUGAAGACCAAGGAACCAACCUUCUUCCAUCCGACUCUAAGAACAUACCACUCUACACAGUCAUGGUCAUUGGAAUGCAAGUAGAAGCACACGAAUUCGACCCAGUGGCUNCAAAGCUUGCUUGGGAACAAGUGUUCAAGCUCAUGUAUGGCUUGACCACAGACCAAGCCGUUGUUGAAGAAGAAGAGGCUAAGUUAGCCAAGGUCCUUGAUGUCUACGAGGCUAGGCUCAAGGAGACCAAGUAUAUGGCUGGUGACACUUUUACUUUGACUGAUCUUCACCACAUUCCAGUGAUUCAAUAUCUGCUCGGAACUCCCACCGGUAAGCUCUUCACCCAGCGUCAACGUGUAAACGAUUGGGUGUCUGAAAUCACCAAGAGGCCAGCUUCCUUGAAGAUCCUUCAGUAA
This is a messenger RNA of Arabis nemorensis, 642 nucleotides long. The record is from the annotation of a GenBank genome assembly. Lineage: Eukaryota; Viridiplantae; Streptophyta; Magnoliopsida; Brassicales; Brassicaceae.